AUGGGUGAUGUGCAGAAGGGGCUGCUCUCUGUCAUCCAGAAGCUGAAGGGUUCACAGGAGCAGGAGCUCCGCAUCGUCCUGCUGGGGCUGGAUAACGCAGGCAAGACGACGCUGCUGAAGCACCUGGCGUCCGAGGAGGUCAGCACCAUCACCCCCACACAGGGAUUCAACAUCAAGAGCGUCCACUCCCACGGUUUGAAGCUGAAUGUUUGGGAUAUCGGGGGGCAGCGCUCCAUCCGCCCAUACUGGAAGAAGUAUCUGGGCAGCACAGACCUGCUGAUUUAUGUCAUUGACAGUGCCGACCAGAAGCGUUUCGAGGAGACAGGGCAGGAGCUGGCAGAGCUCACAGAGGACGAGAACCUCACGGGGGUCCCGCUGCUGGUGUUUGCCAACAAGCAGGACCUGGUGACUGCAGCACCCGCAGCUGAAAUCGCAGAAGGGCUGAGCCUCCACACCUACCGGGACCGGGAGUGGCAGAUCCAGGCCUGCUCAGCCCUGUCUGGGGAAGGGGUGCAGGAUGGAAUGAACUGGAUUUCCAGCCAGAUCAUGAACAGGAAGAAGUGA
Molecule: messenger RNA, 564 nt
Organism: Sturnus vulgaris (Common starling)
Lineage: Eukaryota; Metazoa; Chordata; Aves; Passeriformes; Sturnidae
Product: ADP-ribosylation factor-like protein 3
Molecular function (GO): GTPase activity; GTP binding
Source: RefSeq, a predicted model, not a curated record